This is a messenger RNA of Anolis sagrei ordinatus, 6146 nucleotides long. RefSeq names its product Rap guanine nucleotide exchange factor like 1 (gene RAPGEFL1). NCBI's taxonomy places the organism in Eukaryota, Metazoa, Chordata, Lepidosauria, Squamata, Anolidae. Gene Ontology annotation, biological process: positive regulation of GTPase activity; Ras protein signal transduction. Gene Ontology annotation, molecular function: guanyl-nucleotide exchange factor activity. Gene Ontology annotation, cellular component: plasma membrane. The record is from RefSeq and is a predicted model, not a curated record.
UCGCCUCCGCGGUGGCGUUCGAUGGUGCCGCGGCUGCUGCUCCUGCUGCUGCUGUUCUUGCGGGGCGAGAGACGACGGCGAUUGGCGGCUCCUUUUCCAGGCUGAGGAGAGCUGCUGGUUGGAGGCUCACCGCGAGAUUGAGAAAGAGAGGGAGGGAGAAAGAGAGAGAGAAGGAGCGAGGCGGGCUCGGGUCCCCAUCUCUGCUCCUCCUCCUCCUCCUGCGUGUCUGUCAUGAGCAUCAUCCCCAGCUCGGCGUGAGGGAGGCGGGCGGCGGGCGAAGGGGCCCGGCAUGAAGCCCCUGGAGAAAUUCCUCAAGAAGCAAGGCUCCCAUUUGGCCUCCAAGGCCACGGCGACGGCGGCAGUGUCCGUGGCAGCGGCGGGGCCCAUGGCUCGGCGGCAGAGCGCCUCCAAGGUGCUUCCGAAGGAGCCUCCCGAGGAAGAGGCGCCGGAGCCGGCGGAGGAGGAGGCGGGCCCCGAGAGCGGGCGGUGGCUGGAGCUGCGCCCCCCGGAACCCGUGCUCCGCUCGCCCACCUCCUUCUCCUCAGAGGAGCUCUCCCCCGCCGGAGGAGGAGGAGGAGGAGGGGGCGGAGGAGGAGGAGAGGGGCAGCUCAGCCCGGAGCCCGCGCCCCCCACCUGCUGCUGGGCGCCCCUGGCCCAGCCCCACAGCCCCCCUGGACUGCUGGCGGGCUUGCUGGAGAGGCUCGGGCAGGACCCCUCCGCCCCACACCGACACGGAGGCUGCGGGGCAGAUCUCCUCCUGGAUGAUAUUGUCCUCACUCAUUCGUUGUUCCUGCCCACGGAGCAGUUCCUGCAUCAGCUGCAUCAGCACUUCAUGACAUCAUCGACAAUCCCUUCGCCAUCCUGUUGGAAAGAAGGUGAGGCCAUGCACCGGAAGCGAGCGGUUUUGGUUAUUUUGCUGCACUUCCUUGAGACGUACAAAGGGAUCUUGCAAGAGGAGGAGAAAGCAGGCAAAAUCAUCAAGGAUCUUUAUCUGCUCAUCAUGAAGGACUCCUCUCUCUACCAGAAACUGGAAGAAGAAAUUUUGAAGCUGCAUCAGCUUGUGGAGACAGUUGAACUUAAGGUGACUGAAGAAAGCCAUCCUCCCAGCAAACAGGUCAAACCCCUCUUCAGGCAUUUCCGGCGCAUUGAUUCAUGCCUUCAGACACGGGUUGCUUUUCGUGGGUCAGAUGAAAUUUUCUGUCGUGUCUACAUGCCUGACCACUCCUAUGUCACAAUUCGCAGUCGCCUCUCAGCUUCUGUGCAGGACAUCCUUUCUUCAGUGACAGAGAAGCUCCAGUAUUCUGAUGAACAGCCCUCACGGGAAGAGGCUCUCAUCCUGGUGACAGUAGCAUCAUCAGGAGAGAAAUCUGUGCUACAGCCCAAUGAAGAGUGUGUUUUCACAACCUUGGGGAUAAACAGCCAUCUCUUUGCCUGCACUAAGGAAUCUUUUCCAUCCCUGGUCCCUCUCCCUGAUGAAAUCCAGGUAUCUCCAGGUGACACAGAAAUCCACCGUGUUGAGGCUGAAGAUGUGGCAAAUCAUCUUACAUCCUUCCACUGGGAAUUAUUCCGCUGUGUUCAUGAGUUGGAAUUUGUGGACUAUGUGUUCCAUGGAGAACGAGGGCGACGAGAGACCGCCAACCUGGAGUUGCUGCUACAGCGUUGCAGUGAGGUUCAGCACUGGGUGGCCACCGAGGUGUUGCUCUGCGAAUCACUGGGGAAGAGGGCUCACCUGCUCAAGAAGUUCAUCAAGAUUGCAGCAGUAUGUAAACAGAACCAGGACAUGUUAACAUUCUAUGCUGUGGUCAUAGGGCUGAACAAUGCACCUGUCAGCCGUUUACGUCUCACCUGGGAGAAACUUCCAGGGAAAUUUAAGAACUUGUUCCGGAAAUUUGAGAAUCUAACGGACCCUUGUCGGAAUCAUAAAAGCUACCGAGAAGUUCUCUCUAGGAUGAAGCCUCCAAUAAUUCCUUUUGUGCCCCUAAUCUUAAAAGAUUUGACGUUCCUGCAUGAAGCUAGCAAAACCUUGGUGGAUGGACUGGUCAAUGUAGAGAAGCUGCACUCGGUUGCAGAGAAAGUUCGAACAAUCAGAAAGUGUCGGAGCCGGCCCCUCUGCUUGGAAAUGGAAUCAUCUCCCCAGCAGUUGCAGACUAAAGCUUAUGUCCGGCAGUUUCAAGUUAUUGACAAUCAAAACCUGCUCUUUGAGCUCUCACACAAGCUGGAGUCAAACAGCCAAUGAGGCCACAGCCCGUAGGUGGGCGUUGCCAGCAAAGAAUGUUUACUCCGUGCGAUACUCAAGCACUUUUUGGAUGUACAGGGGUUCUUCCUAGGGUUGGCCCAGGUUGGAAAGAACAUCAUGGAGUUACCAUACGGCAGGGAUGCUCAACCGUGGUCAGGGAUAGGCCAAAACACUUUGGUGUCUGUGGCACAAAAUUGAAUGGCACUUUGCCUUCCUAUAUUUAACACGGUGAGACAUAAAUUUGCUGGGAAGUUUUGUUGCCAAGCCUGGCAUCAAGGCAUUUUGAUACCAUAGAUGAAAAAUCCAAAUAGCACCUUCCCCAGUUCUGUUGCUGCCACUUUAACUGUGCCCUACAUCUGUAGCCUUUGCUUAAUGAGAGAACUGGCCCUGUCUGUUGUGCAACCAUGCUGGAAAUGAAUGGAAGCUGCACUGCAAUACGUUUGGGUGGGCUUUUGCGGAAGAACUUCCCAGUACAUUGCAGCCCACUACUUAUUUCACCACAUUUUGUGGCAUUCAAACCUGAGGCGGCCUCUUUGUCUUGCUUCAUGGUAGAACUGCUCGUGACUUGCCUUUUACAGAGUCGCUAAGACUGGGAGGAAUAUAGCUAUGAGUUGUGGAGCAAUAUUUUGUGGAGAUGAUCAAACCAAAACUGGAUUUUUUUGAGUUGCUUGUAGGGCAGCUUGUGCGGGAGGUAGAGCUCUGGUCAGACAACAUUCCUCCUCUCUGAGAGCAUAAGAGAACAUGGUUGGGGGUUGUUAAGAAUUUACAUGCAUGCAAGUUCUUUUUUUGGACAAGGCAUAGACCUAAAGCUUCCCAUCCUUGGCAAAUGUCAAGCUUUGAGAAAGGCUGCUGUUGCUCCUUCUUAUCAAUGGGGAGAGGGAGGCAAUUCAGGCCAUGAAGAUCCAACUGCUCUGAGCUCCUAAAGAGAAAGAAAAGCAGUGUGCUCCAUUUGAAGAAGGAUUUUCAGUCUACAUCAGCUGCUUCUCUAUGACAUCAAUCAGCCCUUCCUUUUCCCACCAAUAAGCAACAGCAGCAGAGGCCACAAUUAAGGCUUGACAGGCAGUGAGAUGACACAGAUCUCUCUGUGUGAAGCUACGUGCACAUUUAAGAUCUUUGGAAAUCAUAAAUGUUUGAGUCAGAAAAAUAAGCUUCCAAUGACUUGAAUACAGUCCAACCACAAGGGACGCCAUGUGCAAAAAUGUCAAGAAGAGUUAAUUUUCUGCCUUUCGGUUCCAGCUCUUCUUUUUACGACGUUAAUAUGAUUGAUAUUUCCAUCUUGGGCUGGAUGCGGAAACUUUUUAAAAAAUAUGGAAUAUUACCAGGAGACUCUUAAAGGUGUCUUCUCAGGGUACAGUCCCAGACUGUGAAUAAUAAUUCUCAUUCAGGUAACUGAGAUAGGAAAAUGUGUUUGCUUUUUGUGUUCGUAUCCUUCGGGCUUGCGUAAACCAAUAGGACAGCAUUCGUUCGGGGAGAUUUUUACAACCGACAAUUUAAGUUUGAAAUGGAUAUUGAAAUUAUAUAUCUCUUGAAGUUUCUGAUGGGGGCAUUUCUGCCAACUUGAAGUAACCUCAAAAUUAUUUUGUCCCCCAAAGAACUACUCUGCCAUAAUACGGGAUAAAGAAUACUCAACAUUUGCCAAGCAACAAUUCCCAAGCAACUGGGUUUGUUAUGGGAACUCGUGACAGUUGAAAUGGUACAAACUGUAUAUAGAUUAAUGUUAUCUCUGGUUCUGGCUACUGUCUGGGUGUCUUGUAUAGCAAUAGAUGUUGGAUACAUUCAUUUUUGUAAAUGCCUUAGAAGGGGCAGCAGGGAAAAGAAGCUAAUACUCCCUUCUGUUGGACCAAUCUCUGGAUUAUUGUCACUCCCGAGUCCUGGAGGUUCUGCUCUAGCAGCAUUGAAGAGCUAUGGAAAGAGAGAGCAGGCCAUAUAGCCCGAAAAAACGUACAACAACCCAGUGAUUCGGGCCACGAAAGCCUUCGAAAAUACAGAGAGCAGGAAGCUGGCUAUAUACUAAAACCAGUCUAGAGCUGUGAAGUUUUUUCUCUCCAUAGUAUUGUUCGAGCAUUCAGCGGAUAUGUUUGAAUAUACAAUUGGCCCUCCACAUUUGCGAGUUUGACAUUCGUAGUUUUGAUUAAAAUGUUCUUAGAAUUCCUAGAUCCACCAGUGUGACAAUAUGUAUGGUCAAUUUCUGCCAGAGGUUGACCAUAGAAUCAUUCUGGAAGGCCUUAAGAUCUCUAAAGAUGUGUUUUCUCCGUUUUUAAAAAACUAGCCAUUUUAAAAAAUGUGAUUUUCACUUUUGUGGAGGUCCUGUGUCCCUAACCCCCAUGAAUAUGGAAGGCUGACUACCUUGCUCUCAAUACAGUGCUAAUGGUUAUACAAUGAUAAAACAGUUGUGGUCCUUACCCUCCAGAGUGCCUUUAAAACAGAGGUUGGCAUCUGCUCCCUUUAUCCCUUGUACCAACGAAUCCCUUUUUAAUGGCUGGAAUGCUGCUUAAGAGAUAGUUUUUGGGAGCUGAAGCAACAGUGAAAGGAAAAGCUAAUCUACAAUAGGACAGGAUCAAUAUAGGCUUGGACUGAAUCUUUAUGUUGGAAGUGGGAUGCUCUUUCACUGCUCUUCAGCCUCCCCUCCAAUUGUAUAAAAAAACACGUGAUUGCAAAAGUAUUAAGAGGUUCUUGACCCCUGCUGCAAUUGAUCUUGAGAACACACUUUCAAAAGCACUGAAUUUAAUUCAUGCUGAUAGUAGUGAGAUCAGAAUCAGAGAUAUGAUUAAUUACAUGGAAAAGGAAUAAUAGGAUUUGUGAACCCUCCACUGCCAUCUCCAAUAGGUUUUAGCCAACUUUCUGCAGGACAGACUGCCACACAUUUUCUUACUUGUCCUUCGGUCAGAUCACAAAUAGAAAAUGUAUUUUUAAUUAUACCCAGGGAGCUCUAACAAGUAUUAUGGCCACCUUUCCCAACCAGGUGCUCUCCAGAGGCAUUAGACUACAACAUCUGUAAUCCUGCAGCUAGGGAUUGUGGAACCUGUUGUCCCACAUCCAGGAGCACUUUAAAGGGAUUAUGGAUGCCAAUGUAAUGAGACAUAAGAAUUCCUGCAUCAUGCUUCAGGGCUCAGGCCUAGCAGCGGGAAUCUGUUUUCAGUGCCAUGGCUCAAUCCUGAAAAUGUGAAAUAAUACUGAGUGCCUCUGAGCAUGUCCAGAGUGCAUUUCCCAUACUACUGACUAACCAUAGCCCACUUCCACACAGGAUGUUCAGGUUAGAGGGGAAGCACUUUUCUUUAUAGAAAUGUUUUCCCAGUCAUGUUUCUAACAGCUUUAAUAUGUGAUCAAAUUUUUAAUAUCAAAGAACAAGAUACUGGAAACAAUUCUCUGGCAUUUAAAAAACGUAUUUUGUGUUUGCUGACUUCAUUUCUCUCUUUUUUUAAAAUAAAGAAUUGUGUGUGUGGGUGUGUGCAGGGGUGGGUUUGCCUUUAUGGGCUUCUGUUCAGGGACUUUUUGUUUCAGGGUCUCUCGCUUUUGUCUAUAUUUCUUUUUUCUCUCUCCUGGAGAGAGAGUGUUUCAGGUCCUAACGCGAGGAUGUGUAUAUGAAUAUGUAUAUUUAUAUAUUUUUAACAAGAACUUCUUGAAUUGUACAUUUAUUUUUUAAGGAAAGAGCCUUGUAUCAUAUUGGAGCAUUGUACAGCAAAUUUUCUACUGUCGGAAUGAGGGACUGCUUGCCUACACAUAUAGCCCAAUAAGCUUCUGCGAGGUGGAAUGUAAGCUGUGUUGUGUUGUUCCAGGGAAGCCGAGUUUAUUUUUGGUCUGGCUGUUGUUAUUAUUAAUUAUUAUUGUCAUUGUUUUGCUAAAGGAGCACUUGGGUGGGAAUCCAAACGGUGAAACUAAAAUAUUGUGAAAAAUAAAAAUGAUAAUUGGC